Molecule: messenger RNA, 180 nt
Organism: Clunio marinus
Lineage: Eukaryota; Metazoa; Arthropoda; Insecta; Diptera; Chironomidae
Source: the annotation of a GenBank genome assembly
AUGGAGUCCGUAGUGGCUCAACGCAUCAGUCCGUCAGUGGCUAAACAAUGGAGUCCGUGGUGGCUCAACGCAUCAGUCCGUCAGUGGCUAAACCAUGGAGUCUGUGGUGGCUCAAAAAAAAAAGAAAUCGAUACGAGAAUGAUUCAUUGUGAAGCAGCGAUGAGAGACUUUCAACCCUAA